AUGAACUCGACGACCAGUGCUCCGAUCGACUCGGAUCAAGCGCCAGUGCCUUCAGACGCCCCCUGUGAACGUACUCCGUUGCUUUCCGGCUCUUCCAGGCCCCACCGAUUCUCGUGGUGGACUCAUGACUCCCACCCGUGGUUUUGCGAGAUGCCCAAGUAUCUGCUCAUGGUGGUGGCGGUGGUGGUGUUUCUGGGGACGGUGCGGGGCUCGAUUCUGGGCGUGCACGACCUGAUGGACAACACGACAAUGGUGGUCAAAGACACAAAGAUCGUGGACCUGAUAGGCAAGGACGGAAUCGCGGUAGCAGUCAGGGGAGAGCUGCAGAUGGACUUUGAGGUGGUGGAGCAUGACCUGGCGCGGUUUCUGAUCAAGCAGGGCGCCAAGCUGCUGGAUCAUGUGGUGGUCCAACCCACAACCAUGACCAUUACACGUGUCACCUUCCCCAACGAUACGUUGCCCAUCUACGAGCAGGUGACUCUGGUGGAUGUUCCGCAGCUGAAUCUCAACACGUCUCCCAGCGCGACAAACGACAUUGACACCGUGGUCACUCUCCAUGAUUACGACGCCUACACCAUUGCUCGUCUUGGAGAGCUCAUGCUUGCCGGCACGCCAUUCACUCUUUCUGGAACUGCCAAAAUCAGCCUGGGAAGAGGAUGGCUGAGACUGGGCUCUUACUGGAUCACCUCUCAGCAGACCAUCAACCAGGACAUUGACCAGGAGGACUUUGUCGACUACAAGCUCAAGGGCAUGCGGGUGUUUGGAGAGCCCGGGAGGCUGUCUGUGGACGCCCAGGUGGCUCUCAAGACGUCGCUGGUGGACCAGCUAGAUUUCCCGGAGUUGAAAUGGGACCUGUUUCACAAACGAUGCGAGGCAGAUUUGAGCAGUGGCAACAGCCGCAAGAUUCUUGUGGGCCAGCCUCAAGGGGACUAUGUGAUUGUCGGCGAGGCCACCAGUCCUGCUUUUCAUUUGCACAAGGGCGAGAAUGAGAUCCAGGUGAGAGUUGACAUGAAGGAGGGCGGCGAGGUGUUGAAGGAGUGCCAAGAGGAUGAGGAGAAGAACAAGCAGGCCCAUCGGGUUGGAGUGCUCGGUAGACUUAGCAGACUCUUGUCUGGAUCUGUCUCUGACCCCAAAUUCGCCCAAUCCAGCCUUGGCGAACUUGACUCCGACGAUGGCCUCAAACAACGACUUUCCACUCUGGAUAAAAUUAUGACGGCUUUCAUCAAUGGAAACUCGUCGCUGUACAGUACCCACCUAUCUCCCCAGCAGCCCCGUCUUCCCGGACCUCUCACAGACACUCUUUCUCAUUUCUGGGCGCUUCUAGACUCUCCUGGUCUUGACAGACAAGAGUCUCUACUGCGAAACAUUUCGUUUACACAUGUUUCCAUUGCUUCUCUAUCUUCUGGAGCUGUGUUCAUUGAUGCAGAUGUGGAGACGACCAUUCUGUUGCCUUCCAAUGUCCAGAUCCAGACCGAGAUGCUGCCAUUUGAAGUACGAGGCGUGAAUGACCUCUACUAUGAGGGCCAGCUCUUUGCUCGAGCCCACAUCCAACAAUGGCAUGACUGCGAGUCGUUCCAGGGCCUCGAGGGCUCCCAGACCGUGUACAAUGUCAAGGUGCAGGCCAAGAACGUUCCCGUGGAGGUGAUUGACAGCAGCAUCUUCCGAAAGGUGGCCAGCAAGUUGUUGUGGGCGGGCUCUGUGCCAAUCCUGUUCAAUGCUACCGUGGAUGCGCUGGUGGAGACAACUGUGGGCAAUUUGACCCUGGAGGGGAUGAAUAUUUUGAAGGAGACGGAACUCAACAAGUAG
Yarrowia lipolytica CLIB122 is the source of this 1806-nucleotide messenger RNA. RefSeq lists its product as uncharacterized. The record is from RefSeq and is a predicted model, not a curated record. Gene Ontology annotation, cellular component: fungal-type vacuole membrane. Lineage: Eukaryota; Fungi; Ascomycota; Dipodascomycetes; Dipodascales.